UCGACCGAGGGACUGAGAACUGCAUUUCAGCCUCUGAAGACCGGACAUCCGGGACUCUCCAGAGCCAGGGAGCGGCCCGAUCCUCCUAGGGGCGGGGCCACGGGCGUUCGGGGCGGGGCCGGCUCCUGGCCACGCCCCCUCAUCCGGCCCACGCUCGCGGGGGCAGAGCUUGCUUAGCGCGGGGCGCGAACCUGUCUUCCGCGGAGGCGGCUGCAGCGAUGGCUGAUGGCUGCCGCAAUCCUCAGGCUCGGGCGCUCCUGCAGCAGUGCCUGCAUGCUCAACUGCAAGUUCGCCCAGCCGAGGGGGACGCCGCGGCUCAGUGGGUGGAGGUUCAGAGAGGACUAGUGAUUUAUGUGUGCUUCUUCAAGGGAGCUGAUAAAGAACUUCUUCCGAAAAUGGUUAAUACACUGUUAAAUGUGAAACUGAGUGAGACAGAAAAUGGCAAGCAUGUCUCUAUAUUGGAUCUACCUGGCGACAUUCUUAUCAUCCCUCAAGCCACCCUUGGGGGCAGAGUAAAAGGAAGAAACAUGCAGUAUCACUCUAACUGUGGAAAAGAAGAAGGGUUAGAACUUUAUUCCCAAUUUGUGUCUCUAUGUGAAAAAGAAUUAGCUGCAAACAGUAAGUGUGCUGAAGCUGGGGUCGUAGUGGAGCAUGGCACUUACGGGAACAGACAGGUAUUAAAGCUAGAUACCAAUGGACCAUACACACACCUAAUUGAGUUUUGAAAAAUUAAUAAUUAGCUUCCGAGGCUGUUCUCUGGUAUUUAAUGACCUCAACUGUCAUUAGAUUUUCUACUCCUUUAUCAUGAAUACACUCAUCUACAGCAUUUUAGGCAAGAAAAUCCUGGAUCCCGUAAAUAACUGCAACCUCCUAAUCAGAUGACCUUGCCUGGUCACCUGACCUCUGGAUCUGUUAAACCUUCUGUUGUACCGUCCUUCCGUUCGAAAAUUUGAAACAUACUGUCUGUUUACUUUGUAGUCAUUAGGAAAAUCUUCUUAACCAUGUUUAAAAGAUUCCAUGCAUUUAAGAUAUUUUAUUAUGAAGAAAUUUGUACAACCAAUGAAAACAUUUAUACCCUGAAGUUUAUGUAGUAUGUAAUAAAAAUAAUUAUAUUAAAAUUGGUUAAAAUCCAGCACAAAUCAAUUAUAAUUUUACCAAUUUUGUUUUUCUAUAUCAAUUUUCCUUUUUUUAAAAAUGGUGCUAGAGAUCAAACUCAGAGCCUCAUACAUGCUACAUCCCCUGCCCAGUUUUUCCUACUUUGAAUGAAAUGAUAUGUAGUUUACUAUUCAUUUUACUGAUAUCUGUGAAAAUGUAAUAUAGAAAUGUUAUUGUGCAUUACAUUACUUUCCAAGGACCUUCAAAUGAUUUAGAUUACUUUUAAGAAUCUUUAGUAUUAUAUACAAUUAUCAUGUCAAUUAAAAAAUCUUCAGUUGAUAUAAGAAAAAGGUAUAGGACAUUCAAGGUGGUUUUAUGAAAAAUACCCACAGAGAUAAAUUAAUGUUCUUUCUGUCAGUUUUUACCAAAACCACAUAUAGGCUGGAGGUGUAGCUCAAGUGGUAAAGGGCCUGCCUACCAAAACUACAUAUGUCUUAGCUUCCAUCUUUUGUUUUUAAAAAUAUACAUGAAAUUAGGGUUAAUGUAUAAAUUUUUAGGAAAUUUAUAUCUAAUCCCUGUUGAAUUAGAAGGAAAAAAAAGGGAUGCUUUCAAGAGAAAUGGUUUGUUUUUUUAAUUGACUUGUGUGCAUUAUUUUUAAUCAGAUAUAUAUGGGCUUGGUGAUUUGUCAGUGUUUCUGUUAUUGAAUAUUAUUCACUGCAUGUUUGUACCCUCCCCUCAAAUUCACAUAUUGAAGCCUAAUCCCCAAUGUGUUGUAUUUAGACAUGCGCCUUUGGGAGAUAAUUAAAGAUGAAGUCACGAGGCUGGGGCUCUCCUUUUGGAAUUAGUUCUAAAAGGAUUUUAAAAAGAAGAAACCCCAGAGAGCUAGUUCUCUCCUCCCACAAGCUGAGGAUUUAGUAAGAAGAUGACUAGAAACUGACCAUGCUGACACCUCAAUCUUGAACUUGUAGCCUCUAGAGCUAAGAGAAAAUAAAUUUGUUGUUUAAACCACACAGUCUAUGAUAUUUUGUUUUGGCACCCUGAGCUGACUAAGAUAGACAGCUAACAAGGUAAACUUUUCAAAAGUAAGAGAGGAAAAAUAUAUAAGAAAUUGAAAGAAUAAAUGAGUUAUAUGUAAAAGGCAAUGUUUACUUUUUGCAAACUCUUCUUACUUGAUUUUAAAGGAUGUUUUGCAAGAUGAAAACUAAACAAUAUUUCUAAUUACCAAAAAAAGGUGAAUAAGGGCUGGUGGAGUGGGCUCAAGUGGUAAGAGUGCCUUCCUAGCAAGUGUGAGGCCCUGAGUUCAAACCCCACUGAUGCCAAAAAAGAAAAAGAAAAGAAAAUGUCUUAAGUAGCUGCUGAAAUUUUCUUUGUGUCUUAUAAUGUCUUUAGUUCUGUUUUUGUAACAAACUUUUUUGUUUUUGGUGGUACUGCAGUUUGAACUUGGCUUCAUGCUUGCUAAGCAGAUACUGUACCACUGAGCCACUCUACCAGCCUUAAGUUUUUAUUAUCCCACACACACAAAAAAAAUCCUAUUUUCUCUAUACCUUUCCUGUACUAUUCUAUUUUAGAAGUUGAAAAUCAAUAACUGCCUUGGUAAUGAGCUCAUUGUCCUUAACUUUUGCUUUAUUGAUUCGUGAUACACUUUUUAUACUGUAAUAAACUAUUCAUAAACUUGCAAACCCCAAUUUUCUCAAAGCUUUUCCAAGGAGAUGUAUGUGUCUUUCAAAAAGAUUAUAUUACCUGUUUUAAAUCAUUUUGAUUUUAUGUUUGGAUAAAAUGCUGACUCACAGCCCUGGAUUGCUACUUUAUAGUUGAAGCAAUUCUCCUUCUUAAAAACCUUGGGAUACUUGUGGAAAAAAGCAAUUUCAAGUACAUGAAGGAUUAUAAGCAGAAGGUGAUAGCAAACUGCUUCAUUUGCAGGGAGGCUACAACAGAGGGAAAAGGCAAGAGAAAUAGUGAAUACGAAAAAUAAUUUCACCUUGGGUUUCUGUAGCUCUUCUGGCCCAAAUGCUCAAAAAAACUUCGGUAUAUCUUAUUUUAUCUUAUAGCAUAUUGGUAAUAAGGAUAGCAUUUUCUUUCUUAGAAAGAAAGAUAAUAAUUUUUUCAGGGUCACACAAUGGGGAGGAAUAAUUUCCGUCUCCUGACUUUUCUUAUAGUGAAACUUGUUAAGCUUGAAAUUGAUUUUCAUAAAAGCUCAGCAUCUCUGUGGAUCACUUGAAAAAGAAUGGCCAAUAGAGCUGGAGGUAUGGCCCUGUGGUAGAGUACCUGCCUAGCAACUGCAAAGCCCUGAGCUCAAACCCUAGUACUGCAAAAAAAGAAAGGAAGGGAGGGAAGAAGGAAGGAAGGAAGGGAAGCAAGGAGGAAGGAAGGAAGACAGGGAUAGCCAAUAGAUUGGUUUAUUUACUAAAUAAGUACAAGUAGGAUUGCACCUAAUUUUGGUAACUUCUGAUCUGCCAAUUUACAAACUUCCUGGUCCAAUUACAGAAAAUACCGUAUGUAAGACACAAUAGGCUGAGCAUGGUGAAUUACACCUAUAAUCAUGCCUAUAAUCCUAGCUACUCGGGACUGAGUCCACUCAGGAAAAAAGUUCAGGAGACCCCCAUCUCAAUGAAUAAAAAAGCUGGGUAUGGGUUGUGUGCACCUGUCAUUCCAGCUAGACAGAAUGCAUAAGUAGCAGGAUCGUCAUCCAGGCCACCCUGGACAUACAUGUGAUACCGUAUUCUUAAAUUACAUAAAGGAAGAAGGGCUGGGGGCAUGGUUCAAGUGGUAGAGCACCUGCCUGUCAAGCCCAAGGCCCUGAGUUGAAACCCCAGGACCACACA
Castor canadensis (American beaver) is the source of this 3917-nucleotide messenger RNA. RefSeq names its product D-aminoacyl-tRNA deacylase 2 (gene Dtd2). Gene Ontology annotation, cellular component: cytoplasm. The record is from RefSeq and is a predicted model, not a curated record. Lineage: Eukaryota; Metazoa; Chordata; Mammalia; Rodentia; Castoridae. Gene Ontology annotation, molecular function: D-tyrosyl-tRNA(Tyr) deacylase activity. Gene Ontology annotation, biological process: tRNA metabolic process.